Leptopilina boulardi is the source of this 2035-nucleotide messenger RNA. RefSeq lists its product as uncharacterized. The transcript is spliced from 3 exons. Lineage: Eukaryota; Metazoa; Arthropoda; Insecta; Hymenoptera; Figitidae. The record is from RefSeq and is a predicted model, not a curated record. Bases 1263 to 1835 code for a protein of 190 amino acids.
UAAAUAAUUUUACAAGUACUUAUCAUUUCACAUGGAUACGUAAUUUGUCACGUUGGGUAAAAUCACAAAUUACAAAACAUCAUGGUCGAACAUGGUUAUGUGACAGAUGUUUAUGUCAUUUUAUGUCUGAAAAUUCAUUUAUUAAACAUAGAACCGAUUGUAUGAAUUUAAAUAAAUGUAAGGUUAUUUUACCGUCAGAAAAUGAAAACGAGACUGUUUUAAAAUUUAAAAAUUUUCGAUAUAAAGAAAAAGUACCAUUUGCAUUGUACGCUGAUAUUGAAAGUCUUUUGGAACCUGUCAAUGAUAAUAAUAAUUUAAUUUCUGGAGCAUAUAGGAAACAUAUAGCUCACAGUGUUGCAUUUUACUUCAAAUGCGAUUUUGAUGAUUCUUUAUCGAUAUUUGAAACUUACCGCGGGGUUGAUUGUAUUUCAUGGUUCAUUAAAAAAUUAAUAAAUAUUGCCGAUUUAGUUGAAUCUUAUUUAAAAAAAAUAGUUCCAAUGGAAACAUUAACUUUUCAACAAGACUUAGAAUUCAGAACUUCAAAAAUUUGUCAUAUUUGUGAAAAUUUAUUUAAAGAUGAUCACAUAAAACACCGUAAUCAUGAUCACUUUACCGGAAAAUAUAGAGGUGCAGCUCAUCAGCAUUGUAAUGUAAAUUAUCAAAAUUCUCAUUCAAUUCCAGCAUUAAAACAAAUAACAUUUAAAGAUUAUAAAGAUACACUUUUAUUUUAUAAGAACUUAACAAAAAAACAAUAUUCAAUUCUCAGUAAAAAACAUGAUAUUUACACGGUAGAACAGAAAAAGGAAGCUUUGAAUUGGUAUGAUGAUAAAAGGGUACUUUUACCCAAAAAUACCGAUACCAUUCCUUGGGGGUAUAAUGAAAAUAAAAAUUUUUUUUUUAAAAAUGCAAAUUUUAAUCUAGAAAAUAAAUUCUUGUAAAAAGUGUGAGUAUUCGCACUCUUAUUCUCUCUUUCUCUUUACCUUAAUUCGUAAUCAUCUUAAUCUCUCAUACCCAUAUUAAACAAUUAGGUGGACUCAUCUUAUUAGAGUAGUAUGUGUUAUCUAAUCUGCUCUCUCGUUCUAAUACAUAUUGUUUUGUCUUCGUUUGCGAAUUCCAAAACAAUGGGGCUGUGUAUAAAAAGGAGACCCCAUUAAAGAGGCUUCAUUCAAAAAAAUCAAUCAAAAGAUCAGCAUCAAAGAAGUGAAGUGAAGUGCUGUGAUUUUUACUUCAUUUAUUGAAAAAAUUUAAAAAAUCUUUGAAAAAUGGCAGGAGGAUAUAACACCUUUAAUAUUACCAUUCAAGCCCCCAGGAGGUGGCUACUUGACAGCAGCAUUGAUCAAUUUAAGGAAUUGUGCAUUACGGGACUUACAAUCAGGGCAAGGGACAUUUUUAAUCAUAUGUCCAGCAGAUCAGAUCCUGUCUUCCUCUGCUUUAAUGAUGUUAGGGGAAAAGUCCAUUGGUGUGCCAAUGGGUAUUGGAUUCGUCAUCAUGGAUUAAACUUUGAUGAAAUAAUUGAUAAUGAGAAUUAUGCAGGAUUUAUUCUGCAAUUUGACAUACCCCACGAGUGGCUGUCAAAUUGCAUUGACUUGGCAGCCCUACUAGAUUUUUGCAUACUUGCUGCCGGUGUACGCCGAUACAAUUUAUUUAAUGAUUCUCCCUUAAUGGGGGACCAAUAUUUUCUGGAGCACCAAGGAAUCGUAGUCGAAAUAAAGGAAGUGGAGGACUUUAAAAUUCUUCUAUUGAAGAGGCCGGACAUCCCUACAUUAUUCUCCCUCCAAUUCGAUUUUGACAUCAUUAACUGUCCAGAGGAAGAGUCCCAUAAAAAAUGGGGAUGAGGGGGAGCCUUCUGGUCUACUUCAAAUAGAUUUUGGGCUACCCAUCGAAGAGGAGUCCCAAGAAAAUGAUGAGAAGGCGUCCCAGGAAAAUGGUGUAGAGGGGGAAAUAUUGGUAAAUGGAGGAGGAGAGGGGGAGAUCCAGGAAAAUGCUGUGGUGGUGGGGCAAGAAGUAGAGCAGGAUUCUGGAAUAGAAGAGGAUG